Messenger RNA from Saccostrea cuccullata (small rock oyster), 1528 nucleotides. RefSeq lists its product as uncharacterized. Gene Ontology annotation, molecular function: protein binding. The transcript has 2 exons. Bases 549 to 1442 code for a protein of 297 amino acids. The record is from RefSeq and is a predicted model, not a curated record. NCBI's taxonomy places the organism in Eukaryota, Metazoa, Mollusca, Bivalvia, Ostreida, Ostreidae.
AAGUUUAAAAGCUUGUGUUAACACAAGUCCUAAGAAUGGCCUGAAUUAAUUGUGCCCUGUUUUUGCUGUAUGGAUUUCUGCAUACUAAUGCUUUGUUACUCCAUGGAUCACAAACCAAUGCCACACCAUCCACCUCUAGUGGACAACUGGACUCUAAUGACCAUCAACGACUUCUUCAUCUGGAAACCGUUCUAGAUUUGGUGAUAAAAGAGUUAAACUCUGUGAAUCGAGAAAAUCAACUUCUUCAACUAAAACAGACAACCUUGGAGAGAGAAGUUCAGGUGAUAAAGCAAUGGAACCAAACUCUGGAGAUAAAGUUAGAAGCUGCUGAGACAAAGAUAACAUACUUAGAGGAUUCCCUGAAGGCAGUAAUUAGUGAAAACAAACUGUUAAAAGACAGAGUGGAGAUUUUAAAUUCUUCAUCCACUUCAACACAACUCCAGGACGGCUUUAAAGAACAGCUGGAUAGUCUGAAUUUGACAUCUACUUCACUACAGCAAGAAAACAUUUAUUUGAAAAAAGAGGUCAACAUUUUAAACUCCUCUUUCAUGGAAUUAAAACAAAAUAUCUCUACUACAGAGGAUGCAAGAAGAUUGGAGAAUAUACAGUUGGACAUUCUGAACUCUUCAUCCAUUUUUCUUCUACAACAAAACAUCAAUUUACAGAAACAGGUAAACAUUUUAAACACUUCUCUUACACUAAUGCAACAAAAUAUGACUACUUCUGAGGACAUGAGAAGAUUGGAAAACAUCUUAAAAUUUGAAGUAAAGCAGACAGUCAGUGACAGAGAACAGGAGAUGAUGAAGAAUAUAUCCGCCAUGGUUACAGACCUGGAACUCCGAGACCGAUAUUUAUCACUUUCUCUGUUGGAUGUACACAGCAACAUGACCAUGUUUAACCACACACUUUCUAAGCUCAAGCAGCAACAGAAGACAGACAAAGAGCAACAGAAUAUGACAAUAGAGCAGUUAACACACUCGCUUCAGAACAACACUGUCAAACUGAGCAACAUUCUUUCCAGUCUUCAAACAAGAGUUGCUUUCACUGCUGGAGUACAUUAUGAUGAUAAACAUAACUUUGCACCUUCAGAGACAAUUAUAUUCCCACGAGUCAUGUAUGAGGUGGGAGGGGGAUAUAACCCCAGGACAGGGGUAUUUACGGCCCCCAAGGCUGGACUCUACCUCAUAUUCAGUACAGUUGUGGGAAAGGACCAUGAAAUAAUUAGAACACAAAUCAGGAUCAAUGGUUCACUGAAGGCUUCAAUCAUGGCUUAUGUUACUUCAUCUACUGCGCCUGUCUACCAAUCAGCCUCUAACCUUGUGGUUCAACAGUUACAAGUGGGAGAUAGAGUUUGGAUACGAGUCUAUCAGGGAACUAAUUUUUACUCUGAUUAUGAAGAGACAACCUUUUCUGUAGCCAUGAUUAAUGAAUCACUAAUCUGAAUGUACAAUAUGACUUAAAUUGCUCGGAAAUGAUUGCUAACUCAAAAAAAAAAAAUUUACAAAUGUACAAAAAACGUUUUUAUUGA